AUCGGACACUAUUAAAAGUGGUACACAAGGUGGCUGCGGUCAGGAGGAGACGCGUUGGUUUGCAAAGCUGACAUUUCUUUCAGUGCAACUAACCAUCCAAAACAAUUCAACACGCCACACAGCCCUUCACAGCAAAGCAGCUUCGGCUCAGAUCAGUUUGCAUUGAUUUCGAGUAGUUCUUCACUCGUCCAUUCCCCGGCGCGAUGCGGCUCACUCUCCCGGCUCUGAUCGCUCAUGGCCGGUAUGGGCGGAGGAUGGGUCUCGGUCCGGAGUCUCGGAUCAAUAUGCUUCGGAACAUUUUAACCGGGCUGGUCAGACACGAACGGAUUGAGACGACGUGGGCCCAAGCCGAUGAAGUUCGGAUAUACGCUGAAAAGCUGAUCGACUACGCGAAGAAAGGCGACACGGACGAGAAGGCGAUGAAGAUGGCCAGCUUCUGGCUCACAGAGAAGGAUCUUGUACACAAACUCUUCAAGGUUCUGGUCCCGCGGCUGGGGUCCGAGCAACACGGAUACACGCGGGUCUUCCAGAUUCCGAACCGAGACUCUCUGGACAGGGCGAAGAUGGCCGUGCUGGAGCUGCGGGGCAACCCCUUCCCCCCGCUGGUCACCCGCCGGCCCGACAGCGACGGCACACUGCUGAACCAGCUGCUCCACGGCUACCGCGAGGAGGUGACCCGGAGCAGGGCUGCUGGGGGAGACUGACCCCCAGGAGGAGAGCUCUGCACUGCACAGGUUACUGAGGGAGAGAGACUGGACAUAAAUCUAGCAAUAAAUAAGACUAAUGCUU
This is a messenger RNA of Polyodon spathula (Mississippi paddlefish), 789 nucleotides long. RefSeq names its product mitochondrial ribosomal protein L17 (gene mrpl17). The coding region runs from base 204 to 704 and encodes 166 amino acids. NCBI's taxonomy places the organism in Eukaryota, Metazoa, Chordata, Actinopteri, Acipenseriformes, Polyodontidae. Gene Ontology annotation, molecular function: structural constituent of ribosome. Gene Ontology annotation, biological process: translation. Gene Ontology annotation, cellular component: ribosome; mitochondrial large ribosomal subunit. The transcript is spliced from 3 exons. The record is from RefSeq and is a predicted model, not a curated record.